Molecule: messenger RNA, 7228 nt
Organism: Dermacentor albipictus
Lineage: Eukaryota; Metazoa; Arthropoda; Arachnida; Ixodida; Ixodidae
Source: RefSeq, a predicted model, not a curated record
UGGGAUACAACAGACGACGCCGCUGCGGGAAGGCGUGCGGGCUGCCGUAGGGGUGUUCGUGAAACUGUUCUGCGCUGGCUUUUCUUCAUAUCGCCAGCUGCAUGGUGCUGUCGGCGCAGCUGGGCGUCUGUCGCCGGUUGAAGCACGCGAGCUGUAUAUCACGGCAACGAGCGGACGACGCUGACUUCAGCCCUUGCUCAUUAGCGCAGUCGGUUUCGUGGCGAGCUCCUGAAUCUACGGCGUCUAGUCAAACGUGAUCGCGUAUGUGCCUCCACAGAGAAAUAUCGUUUCCUGGUUUGCCGGUAGCGCCGUCCGUGUUUUUUCACCGCUGGGAAAAACACAGGCUGCCGCUGACCUGUACGGAGCUUUCUGAUCUUGAAACGCCAUGAAGUUCAACGGGGCUCCCAAGCGAUAUGUGCCUCUGCCGCAGAGUCAGAGUGACGACGAAGUCGUGAGACUAGAGGAACGGCAGGCGCAGCGUCGCAACCAUGCGGUCACCGCUUCUAGUGAUGUGGCGAUGGCAAAUGGUCGCUCUGGUGCGGCUCCUGGACCCUCUGCAGGCGCAGCACACAUAGCCAUGACACGUCUGGAGGCCAAGCACGCUGAUGCAGCCGGAGUCCCCGACUGGCAAAGUGAAGGGACAGCACCACUGUCGGCGUGGCGCAAGUUCUGCCUAGCACUGAGCCUGGCAUGCAGCGCCCUCUUUGUGCUUGGGCUCGGCUGGCUGCUGCCGUGCCGCUACGGCAGCCUGCAGCCGCUCGAGAGCGUGCCCAGCGUGCUGCAGCAGUGGACGCACCUCUACCAGGGGGUCGCGCUGACAUCCAAUGUGGAGGCCUCGUUCGAGGACGACGUCGAGCGCGAGUGCACGGUGCACCUGGGGUUCCGGCAGUACUCCGAGCACAACGAAACGUCGACGGUUGGUGUGAUGGCUCUCAACGGCAUGACGGGGGCCACCAUGUGGAAACGGGAGCUGUAUGCGGCCGCGGUGCGUCAGCAGUGCCUCCUGGACGUCUGCUUCGUGCUGGGCGAUGGCUCCAACUCGCUCCUUGCCGCUCUCAACAAGUCUAGCGGGGUGGUGCUCUGGUACGCACAUGACCACGGAAGCGGUGGACAACUAGGUGGCAGUACCUUGCAGUCUGUCUCGGACUUUCAUGUGGUGCCGGACUGCAAUGACGAUGGCCUACCAGACCUUGUUAUUUCUACACAAGUGGAGAAGCCCAGUGCCGAACCGUUCUCCGUAUCCAUAGUGGAGAGGGCGCUGGCGCUGGUCUCGCAGGACGACGGACGCCUGCUGAGGGCGCCCCUGGUGCUGCCACAGUGCGACAGCAUUCCGCGCAUCCUCGGCGCGCUGGAGCACGGCCGCAAUGCCUCGCACCACGUUGACGUCUUUGUGCACUGCCUCACAGACGCCAAGAAAGGCUUGCUCUUGAACGUAGGACUGAGUCAGCUUUCUUCUGCCAACCGAACUCAAGACGGUACCAUAACACAGGUCAUGUGGAGCAGCAAGAGCAAGGCUUCCGGUGGGGAUGGCCUUCAGCUUGUGGUGCUUCAGGAGGAUGAAGAGCCCUCGCUGAUCCUGGCCUGGGGCCAGGGCAAGUUGCUCAAGCUGGCCGGCAUAGACUAUCACCAGCGCUGGAGCACAGACCUCAAGCUCGACUCGCCUAUCAGGAGCCUAGUUGCCGGCCACUUCACAGCAUUCAGCACGUAUGAGCUGUUUGUGGUCUCAGAUCACGGGACUCGCGCCACGCUGUUCCAGCUGUUGAGCGUGUCCACUGGCCAUGUCAGCUGGCAGAUGCAGUAUGAUGGGACUGCCACGCGUGUGGCUCACCUGGUGCCGGCCAUCUCUCGUUAUGUGGACGGCGUGAUCAUCAAGGCAACCAGCCCUCUGGCUGACGCCACGGCCAGCCGUCAUGACCUUGACCUAUGGACGAAGAAGUUGCAGGAGCCCAAGUACGCCCACUACCUGGAAACAUUCCAUGGAAUUCAAAACUACGACCCACAGAAGCACCAGCUUUCGCUGAACACCGAGGAGGAACAGUACUUCAUUGUGGACUUCACAAACAAGACUGUGGACAUUCUGGCACGGCUUACCGUGCAGCAGCUCUGCUUCGCCACCAAGUGUGCUCCAGACAUUUUCUCACGGAAGGAGAAUGUGGCCAUGCAGGUGCUGCAGCACCGUCCCGGCAGCUAUUACCUCUCGCUCGCCACCACUUCGGCGAACCGGCGUUCAAACGCCAGUGUGCCCCACGACACAGUGGUCAGGGUGGCCCUGCUCAGCCACCAGCAUCCUCCGCCAGCCCAGCAGCAACAAAAGCUGGUGCCAGGCCCUGCAGAUGCAGCAGCCCUGCUGGUGCAUGACAAGCACUGCUGCCAGCCCUGACGGGACAGUGCGUCCACUCCUAACAGACUGAUUCGUUCUGAUGGUGUGCUGUGACGGAACUAUGUUGGCACCUACAGACCUGUUGGAGGAGGCAUUUUCUACUGGAAAGGCAGUGGCACAAGGCUGCGCUGCUCCAUUCAUUGCGUAAAUAACUAUGGAGGCAAGCUGGUCUUGACCUUUCUGCUUCGACCGAGCACCCGUUACAAAAAUUUCUUUAGUUAUUUUAGUGCUUUAAAGACAUGCAGGAGUUCAUGGUCGUGAAUUUCAUUCUCUGCUGGUUCGCUUUCAUUUUGAUAGUAGUAAAAUCUGAAAGAGCUUACUUAGAUGCAUAUAUUGAAGUGCAUGUGAAAUAAUCUCAGGUGGACAGAAUGAACUCCGCAUACUCAGCUACGAAGUCUUUCGUAGCUGAGGUGUCUCCUUGGAACAUUGCAAUCCCAUCAAUCAGUCUCAAAGGGAAGCAAGUUUGCACAUGUCUUCUUUCAGUGCUUGUAUCUUGUGAGCCCGCAUUGCAUUUGCAGUUAAUUUUAGUGACACGACUUGGAGAUGAGAACACAUGUAGCUGUGCUUUAAAACUACAGCAGGACUGUACUUCAAUAGGGAAGUGCAAAAAUUGGGGAAAAUAGUGACAAUCUUUGCUGGCAUGCUUUAAGCGGGAUUGCUGGUUUUCCAUGUUAGUAAUGCAUACCUGCCAACUCUUCCAAAUUUUUGGUAAAGGUCAUGAAUUUGGGCAGGUUCUACAAUUUUACUGAUGUUGUGUCUUGUUUUAUGAAAAGUGCUAGUAAUUAGUGAAAAUGUUCUAAAGCGUUUUAAGAAUGGGGUUGGUGCAAGAUUGCAAAAAUGCACUAAAUAUAUUUGUAGUGGCACUUGUGCUGCCCUCUUAUCAUGGUGCAAUACUCCACGCGCCAUAAAUUCACUUGCUUUGGGAAAUUUAUUCAGACAGGUUCCUGAAGUGCGUGAAAUUGGCGUGGAAUUGGAAAAACUCUCUGAUCCAAAAUGUGUGUGUUGCUUGCCAGUCUCUGUUGUUCCAAAUUUGCCACUGCCUAAAGGCUGUGUGUAAAGGUAUGUGCGCACAGAAAAUGUGCAUGUAUUUUACAAAGGGUGUCUGUGGCCAGGGUAGGCUUUAAAGAUUUUUGCUCGUAUGGCAUUUUUAUUCAUUUUCAAGUUUGCAGGUUGGCAGAUAUAGUCAUGAUGCACAAUGAAUGGUUAAAUGAGUAAAACAAGAAAGUAUAGUUGCUUCUGUAUUCUAUUCUCGCUUUGUACACCCUGGAUUUGUCAUUAACAUUUCCAGUUCAGCUUUGUCAAUCGCAGCCAGUUCGUUGUUUUGAAUUAAAGAACUUGUUUUGCUGCGUGAACCCUUUCACAUUAACACAUUAACUCAUGUUAUAUAUGUCAAUAUUCAAAGUGGAAAUGUAGUAGUGUACAGUUAUAGGACAGUUGGUUCUUUUUGCCAGUGUCAGGCAUUUUGCUGGAAGUGUGCUCUAGAACAACGAGCUGGCCUGCACAGAACAGGUUCAUUGUUAUGUCACAGCACUGAUAAAUUGCUUUUUCUGGUCAUUCGGUGUUCAGGGCCGAACUUACUUCUGCUGGGUUAUUAUAUUGCUCGCCAGAUGCCUCUGCUUUUGAGCAUAUAGCGUGUUAUUGUGAGCAUGGCCAUGACUGGGGAGGAUAUUUACUGUCUUUCUUUUUUGUUGGUUUCUGUGUAAACCAAUUCCAGCCAAAUUAUUGUGGGAGGUGUCCGAAAUUUGAAGAUUGGAAGAAAUUCUUUAACAUCAGAGCUCAGCAACAAGAAUCGGAACUGCUAGAAAAGUGACCGUACCUCAAGUAGGUGCGCUUUAAUGUAGUUCACAAGCCAUUUGUGUUAAUAUAUACGACAGGAUGGGUGUGUUUGCAAUGCGGAGUUCUUAACUGAAGAAGUCAUUUCUUGAAAACACAUUUCUUAGAUGAAGGUAGUCGAAGGAGAGAUGGUAGUUGUCAUAGUUUGAAACAAAGAUCGUGCCCUUUAAGCACAGCGCUGUUUCUUGUCUUUUUUCCUGACUGUUGCUUACCUGUGUAAGACCACCAGCUUUUCUGCUCAUGCUUGGGUAAUUAUUUGAUUUUAAAGCUUCUUUCUAAGAACUUCUCCAUUAGCUGCAAGGCACAGGGCGAUGCUGAAUUAUUGAAUUAUUUCAAACUCUUGUAACUCUCUAUGUCACUGAAUGCAAAACUCUCUUCAUGAGCUCAGCACACAAGCCUGUCCAAUCACUGUUUCCUUGUGUCAGGCAUUGAGGUCCAUCUUGAAUUGUGCUCAGUAGGGGGACACAAUGACUGUGUCAGCAGCUGGUUGUGAAUGUUUUGUUGGGAGUCAACAGCUGGUCUUGGUGUAAGUGAACAAACUUCUCUACAUCCUUGCUCGGUGAAAAAAAUCUAGUCAAGGGCUGCUACGUUCACAGCCAUGCAAUAGGUCCUUCUCACACGCCUGCAACAUAUUGUAGUUACUUGGGUCAAAGCAGAUAACUAUAAACCUAACAGUAAAGAGAGUGCUUUCCUAAAUGAAACCCACUUGGAAUGUGAACAAACUUAAAACAUACUUUCUUGCCUUCCCUGCUAGUCCCAAAUGUUUGGGAUGAUGUGUGUGUGGUACAGAGGCCCAGUGGUUGUCAUUUACAUUGGCAUCACCUGACUUCCUUUAUCACACGGCAUGCUAGCGUGAGUUCUGUUCAUUAGGAAUGUUGUGACAUUGAGGCAAGCCUGCUUGAAACGAUACUCACAUUAGCACAACUCUGCUGAAGUCACAUGCUGCAAUACCUCAUGACAAGCCCCCGAGCAAAAUAUUUAAGUAACACAUGCACUGAAAUACUAUGCUAGGUGGACCUCAACAACAUCCUGGUAUUGAAAACAUUGCAAAGUUCGUUAUAUAAUGGUGGUUUAUUGCUGUAUAAAUGUAUUAUUGGCAUUGCAAUAGACAAAGUGGAAGGGUCAAAACGCUGACCAAUGCCGCCUUACAAAUAGGCAUUGUCAUGUGCUUUUUGUAGAAAGUGUCCCUCCGCUUCCCUCUAUUUUUGGGAACUGUACACCUAUAGCAUAUUCAAGCUGCAAUUUAUAUUACUUCAUGCAUAUGCAUUUAUUAAAUUAUAGAAAUUAUAUUAUGCAUUUGUUAUAUUAUGCCAAGAAAGGAUGUCUCUAUCUUCUUUUGUGCAAUUAUUUUUUUCUACGAGAUUUCCCUAUUUAUUCGUUAAUGACUAGAGUUGACGCACACUUGAAGUGUCUCUUUCCUAUAUUUUUAUUAUAUUUUAGGAAAUUAGCACUACCCAACAUAAUUGUACUCUGUAUAUAUUGUGACUUUUGCUUUUUUGCUUCAGCACAACUAUGGUUUGAAUGUUUAUAUUGUUGUAUCUGUUUGUUUUGUUCUUCUAUUGUGUUUGAUAGUGUUAUAAGGCAUACAAAUGCAAGUACUUUGACACCUAAGGAAAGGAAUGUAAGUUGCAUGUUUACAAGAUGGUUAACGACUGCCAUAUACUACUGGAAGCACAUUGUGCUUAGAAAUAGCAACAUAUAUUUUAGUUUCUGUUCAAUUCAUGAAAAUCAAAAUGUUUUUUUUCCGUGAAAAAUAAAGCUUCCGGUAUUAUGACUAUUUUAGUUUGCAGAUUACACCGGUACGUAAAAUCAUAUAUACUUUUUAUGAGUGUGAAGCUCACCUUUGUUCUGAAUGUUUUUGUUGUGUGGUAGGACAAAUUUUGCAUCACACCUUAAUGUAGCCAGUGACCAUAAAGUAAUUUUCUUCAGUGGAAAACUUCGCAGAAGAAAAAAAAUAUUGAUUUGAUUUACUGUGUUACAUUCUUGCUGGUAAUAUCAGCAAAUUGCAAAACCUCCUAAAAGUUGCCGACAUUGCUGUCUCAAUUAAAUACGUUGCUGAUAGCGUGCUCAUGACAGUUGACAACUGUUAUAUAUAAUAAACAACACACCUACGGCUCAACUAAUGUCAUGAGUUACUGCUUUAGAUUUCCCAGGUUGUCAGCUUUCUCGAGGUACUGGCAUGCACCUACGGUUCGAUCGGUGCUACCUUCCUGAAAAUACAGAACUAGUUGCUGACCAGGUGUUAUGUCCUUAUUGUAGUAUCAUUAUUAUAGUCUAGCAUGCAGAAUAAUAUUUUGACUACGUUGGACUUGAGCAUGACAGAAAAUGCAGUUGCAUCAUGUUUAUUAGAUUCUCUCUCGUACAGAAAAAUGUCUCGAAGCUGCCUCCUUGAACGUUUUUGACAUCCAAGAACCUUUCUAACACAAGGCACAGGUAAUUGGAGGGCAGUAUCGAUUAUUAGGCUGAUGAUAAUGAUGGUACAUCUGUGCUAUAAUAGUUUGUUGGCUAUUGCAUGAGAUAUCGAAACAGUCUAGUCAUCAGCAACUUUCAUCCUCUUAGUGCAUCAACACAUGCUCAAAAAUAAAGGGAAAAAGUGCAUUAGUAAUUGAGUGGUAUUAUGUCAUAAUGUGUACAAUAGUACAAGUUCAGAGACCAUUGUGAUUGCCAUUUGUUUGGCGUGUUGGUAAAUUGAAAGCAUAUUUAGCGCCAGCAAACAAGGACGCGCAUUGUGUUGUCGUCUCCCUUACGUCCUUGUUUGCUGGCGCUAAAUAUGCUACCAUUAUGAUGCUUGUUUCACUGUUUCACAGUGGCUGGUUUUAAGAGAGCAUGUACAACAGUUUCAUUGCCAGUCAAGUCAUUUUUUUUAAAAGACGUUUCACUUGUGCUGUUGGCUCUUAUAAUGGAAUCUCAUCUGUAUUGAUGUUUAACUGGGUUUGAUCUGUCCUUCCUGUCUUUAUUUAUACUAGUAUGUGCAAUGCCUUUACACAGAUAAUAAAUGUGUUAUUUUUUAUGACU